CCGGGGGGGCCCGGCCCGGGCCGCCGGAGGAUCCCGCCGCUGCCCGCCGGCACCACGGGCCUGGAUUUAAGUCAUAAUCACUUACUGUCCUCUAACUGGAGCAUUGAUUUGUCUAAUCACACACUGCAAGAAGUGAAGAUGAAUUACAAUGAGCUAAGUGAAAUUCCCUACUUUGGAGAACCAACUGCUAAUAUUACUAUUCUGUCAUUAGUACACAAUACAAUUCCACAGAUAAAUGCAGAGCAGCUUGAACUUUACCUUUCAUUGGAGAACCUAGACCUUAGCUCUAACCUCAUAUCAGAAAUUAAAGCUGCUUCAUUCCCACGAAUGCAGUUGAAGUACCUGAAUCUGAGUAACAACAGAAUAACUACCCUAGAAGCAGGCUGCCUUGAUAACUUAUCCAGUUCUCUAGUGGUGGUGAAACUAAACAGAAACAGAAUUAGUAUGAUUCCACCAAAGGUCUUCAAAUUGCCUCACGUGCAAUUCCUGGAACUUAAAAGGAACCGGAUUAAAAUAGUGGAAAGUCUUACAUUCCAGGGUCUGGAAUCCUUAAAGUCAUUAAAAAUGCAGCGCAAUGGGAUUAGCAAACUAAUGGAUGGAGCAUUCUUUGGAUUGGAUAAUAUGGAAGAACUAGAACUGGAACAUAAUAACCUGACAGAAAUAAACAAGGGCUGGUUGUAUGGCUUACGAACGUUGCAACAACUCUACGUUAGCCAAAAUGCCAUUAACAGGAUCAGUCCAGAUGCAUGGGAAUUCUGCCAGAGACUUUCUGAACUAGACUUGUCGUACAACCAGCUGACCCGCCUGGAUGAGUCUGCCUUUGCGGGACUUGGCUUAUUGGAGAAAUUAAAUCUAGGUGACAACAGAAUCAUUCACAUUGCUGAUGGUGUCUUUAAAGGGCUGUCAAAUCUUCAAACUCUAGAUUUGCGGAACAACGAGAUCUUUUGGGCCAUAGAAGAUUCGAAUGAAGCCUUUGCAGGUCUCAGCAGCCUCAACAAACUAAUCUUGCAAGGAAACCAGAUCAAAUCAAUUACAAAGAAAGCAUUCUCUGGUCUUGAAGCACUUGAACAUCUAGAUUUGAACAACAAUGCAAUAAUGUCUAUCCAAGAAAAUGCUUUUGCUCAGACUCACUUUAGUGAAUUGAUGUUGAACACCAGCAGCCUUCUCUGUGACUGCCAGUUGAAAUGGCUGCUUCAGUGGCUCGUUGACAGCCAUUUACAACAGGAUGUAAAUGUUAGCUGUGCUCACCCUGAAUGGCUAGCAGGACAAAGCAUUCUCAAUGUGAAUCCUGAAGACUUUGUCUGUGAUGACUUUCCUAAACCACAGAUAAGAGUACAUCCUGAGAGCGCAAUUGCUCUAAAAGGCAUAAAUGUGACUUUGACUUGCACUGCAGUAAGCACCAGUGAUUCACCAAUGUCCACUGCAUGGCGUAAAGACAACGAAAUAUUGUAUGAUGCAGAAGUUGAGAAUUUUGCCAGGUAUCAGCAGCAAGAUGGAGAGGUCCUUGAGUACACCACAGUCCUGCAUCUUUUCAAUGUGAAUUUCACCGAUGAAGGGAAAUACCAGUGCAUUGUCACCAAUCACUUUGGUUCCAAUUAUUCCAACAAAGCCAAACUGACUGUCAAUGAGCUGCCUUCCUUUCUGAAGACCCCCAUGGAUCUAACUAUCCGUACUGGGGCCAUGGCCCGACUUGAGUGUGCUGCCGAGGGCCACCCCUCUCCCCAGAUCUCAUGGCAGAAAGACGGUGGCACAGACUUCCCUGCAGCACGAGAGAGGCGAAUGCAUGUUAUGCCUGAAGACGAUGUGUUCUUCAUCGCAAAUGUAAAAAUAGAAGAUAUGGGAAUCUAUAGCUGUAUGGCACAAAACAUUGCAGGAGGUCUAUCAGCAAAUGCCACACUGACUGUGUUGGAAACUCCUUCGUUUGUUAGGCCUCUGGAAGACAGGACAGUAACCCGAGGUGAAACUGCUGUGUUGCAGUGUAUAGCUGGUGGCAGUCCAGCCCCUCGCCUGAACUGGACUAAAGAUGAUGGGCCCCUAACAGUAACAGAACGACACUUCUUUGCUGCUGCCAAUCAACUCCUUAUCAUUGUGGAUGCUGGAUUAGAGGAUGCUGGGAAAUAUACAUGCAUUAUGUCCAACACACUUGGCACAGAGCGUGGCCAUAUUUACCUAAAUGUAUUAUCUUCCCAAAAUUGUGAUUCCUCCCAAAGUGGUAUUUUACACGAAGAAGAUGGCUGGACGACAGUUGGCAUUGUGAUUAUUGUUGUAGUCUGCUGUGUUGUGGGCACCUCUUUGGUAUGGGUUAUAGUUAUAUAUCACAUGCGGAGAAAAAGUGAAGACUACAGCAUCACUAACACAGAGGAGAUGAAUUUACCUGCAGAUAUUCCCAGUUAUUUAUCCUCCCAGGGAACUCUUUCUGAACCUCAAGAAGGCUACAGCAACUCAGAGGCAGGAAGCCAUCAACAACUUAUGCCUCCUGCAAAUGGCUAUGUGCACAAGGGAGCAGAUAGUGGCACAGGGCCAUUAGUGAUCUGCUCAGAUUGUUAUGACAAUGCAAACAUCUACUCCAGGACCCGUGAGUACUGUCCUUAUGCAUACAUUACAGAAGAGGACCCACUGGAUCACACAUUGUCCAGUCUUAUGGUACAAGUGCCCAAGGAGACCUAUCCAACAGACACCCAACAUGAAGCCAGAAUUCUGGAUAAUCUUAUAGUAGACAGAGAAAUGUCUGCCUUUCUUACCCAUCAUGACAGAAUAAAUGAGAAGAAACUCUCAUCUCAGCAGACUAAUAAUGAACCUUUUCAGCUACCCUUAUGGGGACUAAACAGAGACAUAGGGCUGGCUCACUCACGCUUCCCAAAGCAGCAGUCAAUCCGUGAGGAGGCCCCUCAAGGUCUCCGAAGUGAGGGAGUCAUUGACGGUGAGAGAGAACAAGCUGUUUCACCUAGACCUUGCCACAGGUUACGUGAACAUAACUUGGAUUUUAACAGGACUCGGAACAUUCAGGAAUUUAGUAAAGCCACAUAAACAGCAAAGUGAAGCUUUGGAAGCAAACUCAGAUCAACUGACUUUGUAUUUUCUACCUCAGGAUUAACCCCUUGCCCAAAGAUGCUUUAUACACAUGUCUACAAUUACAGGCUGAGUGGACCAAGACAGACUCUCUGCUAGGAGUGGGAUGAUGGCACAAGCUUUUGUCUCCUGGAUUUACUUGUGUUGGAAAGACGGGGAGCCACAGCAUUAUAUUAUGGUUGGACAAUUUUGGUGAAUGAAGUGAACUCCACUACAAGAGUAUUGGAAGGCAUGAGCAUUAUGAUGUCAUAUCAACACGGGCUGUCUGUUCUGAAAAUUCUGUCAAGAAGGCUUUGCUGUUUCGUGUUGCCUUUCAUGCUCCCCAUAGAAUUCUCCAGUAAUUGCAACCAUACAGCUGUUGUCCAGCUUUCUGUUCCUUUAAUCUGCUAGCAGGAGUUGCAUCAUUGUGUCAGACUGGUAACUUUUUGGAGGGUUGUUUUUUCUCCUAUGAGUAAAGUAGUGCUCUAGUUGAGGGGUUCUCAAACUUCAUUGCACCACGACCGCCUUCUGACAACAAAUUACUACAGAAUCCCAGGAGGGGGGACUGAAACCUGAGCCCACUGAAGCCCUGCCACCCGGAGGGAGUGCUAAGCCCCACUGCCCCAGGCCCGGGGGUCAAAGUCCAAGGACUUUAGCCACAGGCAGGGGCCUGUAACCUUAGUUCUGCUGCCCAGGACUGAAGCCCUUGGGGGUUGGCUUUGGCCCUGGACCCCAGCAAGUCUAAGUCAGACCUGGCGACCUCAUUAAAAGGUGGUCGCGACCCACUUUGGUGUCCUGACCCACAGUUUGAGAACUGCUGCUCUAAUUGUAAAUAGAUUUGCAUUUAUAAAUAUUUUAUAUACACAAAUAAAUGUGUUGGCCAUAAUGUAAAUAUUUUUUAUUAUGCCAAAAAUACUGUUACAUCCUGUUGUACUCUUGAGAACUGGCUAUCAAACCAUAAAGAUUUGUACUGAUUAGGUUUUGUGGGUCUGAACGCUUGUUUCUUCAGGGAUAGAUCUAUCCUUUCAUGUUGGGAUGUCGGUGAAAUUGUGACCCUAGUGAAUAGCAUUGAUUUACAUACAGCUGUGUAUGCAUCUGGCUUGACAGUAUACAUGUAAACUGCUCCCUCUUCAUUAUAUGGUCGGGUGUCUUGAGCACCAAGUUUGACCCACUUAAAUCUGCCUGAAGAGUUCUGUAAUUCUUUGUAUGAAACACUACCUCCAUUUUCCAUGGAGCAUGAAGUCUCACAGAAACCCUGAAGUAACAAACCAGAACCUAAUCUCGACUUUCCUAGGAGUUCUUGUAAGUGGCGAACAAAACAAGAUUAAAAUGGUGACAUACUUUGGCAGUGGCCUGAAUAUGCAAAAUGACUUUUCUUCAUAAUCAUCUGGGAAAGUAGUGUUAGGUGUGAAAAAUCAAUGAGCUCUCAGUAGCUACUAUCUUUAGACUCUGCCAAGAUCUAAAAUGUCCUCAUAAAAAGACCUUUCUAUGCUGUAUACAGCAGAGAGCUUUGGCUGGAUGACCUGAUACUCUGCUACCUGUCCUCUACCUGUAGGGCCGACUUGCCCUCGUUACAGCCAGCAAUGGCCAACCAUCAGUUAGCUGCACUGAUACAGGCACCCAGUAUAGUGCACUUCAAAGUAAUGUUAAGCUGCACCAAUGUAAAUACCAACUUAGUGUAGACAGACAACUUGGCUACUAUUUGCACCAGUGCAACUUUCUCCCUGCUUGAAAGUGGUAUACAAAUCAUGGCUUAUAGCAUUUUUUCCCGUCUUAAGGAGGUGUUUGCACAAGUGGAUGGUCACAGAUGGCUGAAAUAUCCAGUGCAGACAAGACCUUAGUCUGCCCCACACCCCAAAAAAAGGGAGUAAAUUUCCCCUCUCAUCUCAGUGAGUUGUCAACAUCAAAGCCUAAUUCUGAUCGCAAAUGCAGCCAUAUCAUUGGUGGUGGCUGUACCAGAAACCUCCAGCUACUCACCAUAUGUGUGGGGCUGGACAUAAAAUCAUACAAAAUGUAGGGCUGUAAGGGACCUCAUGAGAUCAAGUCCAGCCCCCUGCACUUAGGCUGGACCACAUAAACCUAGAUCUUCCUUGACAGGUGUUUGUCCAACCAGUUCUUAAACACCCAAGGGGGGAUGGGGAAUCCCCAUCGUUGGGGAAGCCUGUUCUAGAUUGAAAUUACCCUUAUAGCUAAAAAGUUCUCCAAAAAAUUAACCCAAAUCUCCCUUGCUGAAGAUUAAGCUGUUUAUGAUUUGUCCUACCAUGAGUGGACAUGGAGAACAGUUGAUCACCAUCCUCUUUCUAUAAUAGCCCUUAAUGUAUUUGAAUAUCUCCAAUCCAUUGCAAAAGGGUGAGUACUGAGUAUGCAGCACUUAGACAUUUAGAUUACUGGGGGCAAGCUGUGAAGUGGAUGUCCAUGGUGAAGUGUCAUGGUGUAUUGUUAUGUGGGUUUUCUAGUAAGCUGUUCCACAGCAAUGGUGAAUAUGCACUUCUGAAAGCUAUCCGUCAAAAUAUCAGAGGUGAAAUCCUAGCACAUUGAAGUUGGUUCAGAAACUUGCAUUGACAUUAAUGAAGCCAGGAUUUCAUCCUAAAUAUUUAAAGGGUAAGACUCACCUUUGAAAAAUCAGGAAACUUUAAAACUUAAAUCCCCUACUAGCCAUUUUUUCCCUACAUUUGGAAAGCAGUUCCCUUUACUGCUGAGGUUCCCUGUGUGACAUGUUAGCAGCAGAAUCACUCGAUGAAUGUCUUCUCCCCAGCAGCACAGGCACAGAAGUGUCACCAAUCACAUAACAUAUAUCAAAGGAAUAAUAUAAUCCUACACUGUCUAAAAAGCUGUCACUUUCUGGUAAAAUCAUCUAGGUAGAGAUGCUCAUUUUACAUUGUUUUUUCAUGAUUUUCAUCUAUUUUGCAUCUUCAAGGACACAGUGAGCUUAUAGCUAAAGCACUUGGUGGUGCUGUCCUUCCUAGUGUAUUUUGUCUCCAGUAAAUAAGAUCCCCAGGGCUUUCCUCCUGAUCAUUGAUGCCUUUGUUCAGUCUCUAGAAAAUCCACUGAUCAGUAGUGGAUUCAGCACCGUGACUCUCAAUUUUAGAAGGAAAAACGCAGUCUGCAUCAAACCAAAAGGUAGAACUCUGCAAGAACUAGUGACUUCUCCUGCUGUUCACUUCUUAGAUGGGAUUGUAAGGUUUGAGGCAUCUCAGGUGACGCCCCCCCUCUCAGAGACCACAGCUAGAACUUGCUUGAGCCAGAGAUCAGCUCACCUACAGGGUAAGUGAGCCGCCUCAAAUAUUUUUGAAAAUAUCCAUUACUUUCCUUCUCGGGCGUGGCUGGUGGUCAGAUCCAGGCAAACAAGGAUCAAAGAUUCAGCAGUGGCAGUUAUCCCAGAGUUCUUAAAGCAAACCGUAAGGUAGUCCAGCAGCUGUACUGUGGGGGGGAGUCAGUUGUUUUUGAUGUUCAGAUAAAGUAGAACUAAACACUGGCAUUUUAGUCCCUUGAUGUUUUGAAGUUCUCAAUAUUUUGGGCUACUAAAUGUAACACUCACUACAGCUCAAAGGGAAAUUCUUAAGUACCUGAUGGGGGAAGAGGGUGGAAACCCUAAGUUUCUCUCUGAACUGCAUAUAGGAAGGCAUAUAGUUGAUUUUAGCCUGAACUUACCUUUGUUCCAAAGAACCCUGCUGUUGUCUAUGGGUAUCUCUCCACAGUAUUUUGGAGUGAGGCUCCCAAAGCAGCUCAACACUCGAGCUAGCUCUCUGAAAGUAGCUAUGUAGACAGCAUUUGGAAGUUGCGGCUCGAGCCCUAAAGCCUGGGGCAGGGGGGUAAGUGUCAGCUUGAGCUGCAACUUCCAAGUGCUAUGCAGCUACUGUUUGAGCACUAGCACAAGCCCUGCAACCCAAUUCUGUUGGGCUGGGCUGGGAGGCUCACUCCAAAAGUCUGUAGACAUACUCUGAUAGCCUAAAAUCACAUCAGAAGUGCCAAUUAUGAAAUUGCUGCAAUGGGAAACUUGCAUCAUUUCAGGCUUUCUGCCUGAUUUGGUCACACAUGAUAAAUGUCAGUGUGGCAUAGCUGGUCCACAGCAUGUUAAGAGCCAUGAUCUCUUGGCAGCAGAAAAAUAACACUUCAUUUCUGCUGUGCUUUUUCCUCUUUCCAUUUGGCAAACAUUUUUUUCCCUCUCCCUCUAUUUUGUAUGGAGCACAAGUCAACAUGGCAUUAGCAUCUCUGUUUGUGCAACCCACUGAUGCUAACUUGGUGUGCAUGACAGGUUAGGGAGCCUCAUCUGCCCUGGUACUCAGAACUCCCAGUGAAGUCAAAAGCAGUGUUGUCUUGUAAGGUGUGCAGAAUCAAGUUUAAGGCUUGUAAGUUAUGCUACCUGCAAUAGAACAGAUUUACUUAGUGUCCUGGCAUAAACAGUGGCCUCUUCAAAGUGGUUUUAAGCUGGUUGUACAUAGCCUUGACUGACUUACCAAUGUACUACUUUUGCAUUCUGAAAAACAGGCUAAGUUUCCAACUGCAGUUUUAAGAGCAACAGCUCCUAAAUUACACAGUUAGAAACAGGAUGAUGCAGCUAUCUGUGUUUUGCUAAGACAUUCACCUAUCUGUUUACCAAGAGAUCUGUCUGACUUGCAGAGAAUAACAGAAGUUAUUCUGUUUCCCAUAAACAUACCCAUCUUUGUUAGUCAAUGCCAAAGUGAAGCAGCUCUAAUAAUGGGUGUGUCUAAGGCACUGUCUACAGAUCUGCCCUCAUUUACUGUUGCUCUUUCCUAGUAUCUCUAUUUUUCUCACGUAUAAGAAUGUAUAUUUUGUAUAGCAUGUGUAACAUACUUUUGUUUGUUGUAACUUACCGUCCUUCAAUAAAACACUACAUACAGUG
Gopherus evgoodei (Goodes thornscrub tortoise) is the source of this 7912-nucleotide messenger RNA. It is a transcript of the gene LRIG2, whose product is annotated as leucine rich repeats and immunoglobulin like domains 2. NCBI's taxonomy places the organism in Eukaryota, Metazoa, Chordata, Testudines, Testudinidae. The coding region runs from base 139 to 3027 and encodes 962 amino acids. The record is from RefSeq and is a predicted model, not a curated record. The transcript has 18 exons. Gene Ontology annotation, molecular function: protein binding.